CAGAGCAGCAUCCAUUCACUCCCCCCUGCAUGACUGCCCUGCCAGCACCUUAUCGCCUCUCCACACAAACCUCUCAGUAUUGACCUGAUUUUUCUUUUUCUUUCAUGACUUUCUAGUGAAGUUUAUUUCUGUGGGGAGAAAGCCCCUUCAGGAAAUUUCACUUUUACAGAAUAGGAAUUUUUUUUUUUUCGGAUUUAGUAUAAUGAAUUCCGAAGGUGGAAUUUGGCCACUUCUCCUCUUUUGGGUCACUCCUGGGAUCUUGUCCCAGGCUCCCCAAGCAAGUGAGUAUGACUAUGUUAGCUUCCAGCCGGACCUGGGCAGGCAGUACCAGAGUGGCCGCUUCUAUUCCCGACCGGCUCAGUGCGUGGAGAUUCCUCAGGACAUGACCCUGUGCCAUGGGGUCGGAUACAAUAAGAUGGUACUGCCCAACCUUCUUGACCAUGAGACAAUGGCGGAAGUAAAGUACCAGGCAAGUAGCUGGGUACCUUUGCUCAGUAAGAAAUGCCAUCCUGGCACACAGGUGUUCCUGUGCUCUCUCUUUGCCCCAGUGUGUCUGGACAGGCCCGUCUACCCUUGCCGCAGGCUUUGCGAGUCGGUUAGAGAUGCCUGUGAGCCAGUCAUGCAGUAUUUUGGCUUCCACUGGCCGGAGAUGCUCCGCUGUGAGCAGUAUCCCACGGAAGAAGAUGUCUGUAUUGCUGUUCAUUUGCCUAAUGCCACCCAGGCGCCACGGUCAAGAAAGACAGAGGUGUGCCCUCAGUGUGACAGCGAGAUAAAGGCCGACUCCCUCUAUGAACACAUGUGUGCCAGUGAAUUUGCUCUGAAGGUGUCUAUACGGGAAGUGAAAAAGGAAAAUGGGGACCGCAAGUUGCUCCUCCGAAAAAAGAAAGCUCUGAAGAAAGGACCAAUUCAGAAAAAAGACUGGUCGGACCUAGUCCUCUAUCUAAAGAAUGGCGCCAACUGUCCUUGUCACCAGCUGGAUCAACUGAAGGGACAGUUCCUGGUCUUGGGCCGAAAGGUGAAGUCUCAGCAUCUCCUGACUGCAAUACACAAAUGGGACAAGACCAACCGAGAGUUCAACCGCUUCAUGCGCAAGGUCAAAAAGAGCAAGUGCCCCAAACCGCUCACAGCCCCCCAUUAAAGACAGUUCUGUGUGCACCACAAACACCCCUCUAAUGCUCAGAACUCCACCGAGGGGGUAUACAAUGAAACAUGGCAGUACCCUUCCAAAUUCUGUGGAAAGACUGCAAGAGAUGUAGAAGUCUGUACAGGGCGUGGAACAGGGCAUGGUCAUACUUCCGAGGGUGCCAUACCCAAGCAAUGCAAAUACCCCUGCAUGAUGUUCUCUAAAGGCUCUUCCUUCUCCAUCACCAAAUCCCUUACAGGCCAAUGCCUUGUGAACAGUUGGGUUAUUGGGUUAUACACGCUGCCUGUAUGAAUAUGUUCUCUUAGCAUUGUGUGCAAUGUCAUUAUCAGUAUCUAAUGUACACCUUAAUUCAGUCACUUAGUAAGUCAGAUGUUCAUCAUGUUCUUCAAUAAACACUGUGUAUUCUCUCA
This is a messenger RNA of Xenopus tropicalis (tropical clawed frog), 1554 nucleotides long. RefSeq names its product secreted frizzled-related protein 1 (gene sfrp1). Bases 203 to 1138 code for a protein of 311 amino acids. Gene Ontology annotation, biological process: regulation of multicellular organismal development; Wnt signaling pathway. Gene Ontology annotation, cellular component: extracellular region. The transcript is spliced from 3 exons. The record is from RefSeq and is marked provisional. Lineage: Eukaryota; Metazoa; Chordata; Amphibia; Anura; Pipidae.